This is a messenger RNA of Oreochromis niloticus (Nile tilapia), 3668 nucleotides long. RefSeq lists its product as uncharacterized. NCBI's taxonomy places the organism in Eukaryota, Metazoa, Chordata, Actinopteri, Cichliformes, Cichlidae. The record is from RefSeq and is a predicted model, not a curated record. Bases 2539 to 3537 code for a protein of 332 amino acids. The transcript is spliced from 5 exons.
UCUACUCCAUCAGGAACACCAUCUGAGUGCUGGGUGAUGUUGUAAUGUUGUUUGCACUGUUUACCCUCAGGUGAUGGAGUGUGGCGUACGAUAAAUGCACCAGAACGCCCAGCACAGCGACACCUGCUGGCCUCAGUGGGGAGGUCACCUCCCAGAUUAGCUUCCAUGAUGCAUCAUGGGAAGUCCCCCCCAUCCUGACGUCAGCAGGUUUGGAAAUGCAGUUUGUUUGUAGCCGACUACGAACGUUAAACUUUGAAUAUUCUGUGCAACGAUCCAAAAGCCUUUUAAAAAAUCCCAACAGUGCCGAUCUCACGAAGAUCAUUCAAGACACACGUGUGUCUGUGAGGGUUUGAAAAGGACAGGAGCCAAUGAAGGGAAGCCAAAACAGGAGAAAUCUGCUCUCUCUUUCUAGUCCCUGUCAGGACUCUCAGUGCAGCAUUUUGGAUUAACUGAAGGCUUUUCAGGGAGUUUUUAGGACAUCCUGAUAAUAAUGAAUUACAGUAGUCCAGCCUGAAAGUAAUGAAUGCAUGAACUAGUUUUUCAGCGUCACUCUGAGACAGGAUAUUUCUAAUUUUAGAGAUGUUGGUCACAUGAGAGGAAUGUGUGGGUGACAGAACAAAUUAACCUUCUCAAGUUUGGAAAACUGUGUCCAUGAGGACUCCAGCAUCACCACGUCUCACCUGCUGGUGAGGACCCGCCUCUGCCUUCGUGCAGACCAACCACUGCACAGCGUUACUGACAGGAGGAUCGUUUACAUGGUGGACACAAUCCGAGUGCUGCAUCUGCCAAUCAGCAGUGAUUUUCUCUGUGUAGCCCCUCCCACAGACACAGCUAUGCGCCAGUUCUCACCUGACCCAAUGCAGCACUGACAGCGUGUCAUUGGUGACCAUUUAAGCCAAUCAGCUGCCAGAUGAAACUGAGGAAGUGAAAUUAUUAAUGAGCCCUGAAUGACUCCGGACAGCUAGCAAAGAGCCAGCUAAACAACAACAGCUAACAACAGUUUGGCUCGACUGUCCUAAAAAUCACACUUUGCCUCAGAUAAACAGUUUGAUUCCAUCCUCACAUCAAACAUAGUUAGAUCCACUUCAGAGACAGUUUCAGUAACAGCAGCUAAUAGAGGCUAACAGAAGCUAACAGCAGCUAAUAGAGGCUAACAGAAGCUAACAGCAGUGCAUAUUGACAGAAAGUUCAGCAUAUUUUCAACAGCUCGUCUCAGUAUCACUGUCAUCAGACAGAAGUGAGUUUCACUCACUCACUGACUCCUCCAAAGUAAAUACAGGUGGACACCAGCUGACACCAGUGAUCUGACAGCUUACACUACAGAUGAAUGUUUUUUUGGCUGACUUCAGGGGUAAAAAUGUUAAAUCCUGCAAAAUACUUGACACAUAUCCGUUUCUUAUUUCUGAUUUACUGCUAAAUAUUGAUAUUAUUCAAAUAUGUUAAAAUGUAAUGUGAAUAAAAUGUUUUUAUAUAUAAACAGUAGUAGAAGGCCAGGCAUGGCCAUUACAAGGUUUGAAGCCUAACAGUUAGAAACAAACAAAUAAUGGUGCAGUAACAUCUACUGUUGAUGUGAUCAUCACCAUGAAUCCAGGGCGCUUCUGUCUGGUGACCUCGGUAUAUCAAUGUCGAAAUAGUGGUAAAACUGUGGGAGGAGCCACAGGAGUUCAGGGUCAGAUCUGAGACCCCUUAGGAAGGACUUUCAUUAGACGUCAAAGAACUUCUGUCCACGAGCUCAGGCAGGAGACCCCGAGUGAGACCAGAACCUGCUGGUCUGGUCUGGGAAUGCCUCAGAAGUCUGGAAUACUGCUCAGCCUGCAGGUGACCUGACUUUGAUGGAUGGACAUGUUUUUACAAGCAAACACUUCUGAUGAGCGCUGGGGUCAGAGUGCAGCUUGUUUUUGUAACAUUUUUUAUUGUUGGCAAGAGUGUUAAUAAAAAAAUCAUUAAUCAUGAAACAGAAACACGAGAACACAAAGAGAAGAAGAGCGUUUGAUCAGGUCUAAAUGACCUGUUCAAGUUCAAUAAGGAGAAAGAGGUGAACAUGUUUCAGUAAAACGACCCUGAUGGUUUCCAUCACAGGCACGAACGUCAGGCUCAUAUCGGGCUUCCUUCUUCAGCGAAUUCUGCUCAGCCCGGACGUAAGUGAAGGAGGAAGAAACCACAGUGACAUCAGAAACAGUUUGGCACCCGCACUUCCCGUCUCAUUACAUCACACCGUUUCCUUAAACUCAGAGGAAAUACACCAGACAAGCCUUUUAUGGAAAUGUAAGGUCGGUUAAGUUCACUGAGCAAAACCAUGACAGCAGGUCAUCGGUGAUGAAGCAGAAUUCAAACAAACACGAAGAAGCUCGGAAAACAAACCUCAAACAUCUGAAGACGAAUCAAACUGAAACUUCAGGCAAGGCAUGCAGUCAAUGAACCAAAACCAGAACGCUGUGUGUGUGUGUGUGUGUGUGUGUGUGUGUGUGACUGGGUGGGGUCUGAAUAAAAGUGUGUCCUGUCAGAUAUCACAGACCACUUCUCUCCAGCUCACCCUCCAUGAUCAUGCAGACACAGACAAACAGCCGAAACUAUACCGAACAUUUCAUAGAGGGUCAGCAUGUGCGGCUGAAUGAUUUAAGAAGUAUAGCUGAGCGUCAGGGUUUGGAGAACCAGUACCUCUACAAAGAAGACGUCCCUGAAUACCCCCGACCUGAGUUCUAUGUGUCUCACCUGAAACAUGACACAGAGCGCAGGGGGCUACGUGGGAUCUGGAAGGACAGAGGCUUCAAGGAUCAUCGUGGAUGGUCCUCGGAUCCUCGCCAUCUCUCCCUGGUGUGGUGGAGUCUGGCUGUGGGACCUGAGGAGAUCCAAGCGGCCGAGACGAGGCUCCUGGAGGAGACCUACCCGGACCGGAUGGAGGAGCAGGCUGCAGAGCAGGAGAGCUUCCUCUGGAAGUUUGCUUCCUCUCCAGCCUUCAAGAGGAGGUCAAGACUGGGCUCAUACCGCUUCAGGUUCCCUCUGGAGGAGGUGCUGACGGCCUACAGCGAGCAGUUUUGCUCCGGAGCUCCGCCCAUCAUGAGGGUGUUCAAGACCUCGCUGUACAAACAGGAAGUGCAGUACUCUGUGCUGGUCCACAGCCCGGCCAAUCAGCGGUUCUUCUCAAGGUUUCCUUUGCUCCCUGAUGAUGACCCGGACGCCGUCUGCACUUAUAGAGACGGACGCUUCAUCUGGAGACCGGAGGCCAUGUGUAAGACACACAGCUACGAGUUGAUCCGAGGACCUGACGAGAACCAGAUGGACGCUUGGGGACCGAUGAGGCACCCGGAGUUUUAUGUGUGGGAUCACGUCGCCGUCGCCCUGCACAUGGAGAACAGACAGGUGCUGAGGUUUGAUCCUGAUCAGCUGAGAGAAAACCUGAGGUUCUGCUGGCGGGACAACAGGACAAUCAUACCCCAAACACACUUUGAUCACUUCUGCAGAGCCCACUCCCUCCUUAGACGCCUGUGGCCCAGAUACUCCCGGCUGGAGAAGGAGCCCCCGCUCCCGCCUACCUGAGGCAAUGAAUCCACAUUUCUCCUUACAGCUGCCUCGAGUGGACACUAGGAGAACUGCAGUCUUGCAUUAAUGUGUGUUUUUUUUUUUGUUUUCUUAUAUGUGAAUUAAAAAUACUUCAGUAAAAGUAAAAA